GACAACCCUAUACUGCUACAACACACACACAGACACAUGCAUAAUGGUUGGUACAUGGUAAAACUAUAGCAAUCUAAGGUCGAUCGCUCGUCUAGCUACACCACUAUCACCAGUACCACCUCCAUGGUUUCUUGACUGAUAGAUAGACGGACGAGAAUGAAGAAGCUAGCUAGCUACUAGAUAUAUCAUCAGUAGAGUGUUCAGUUGUUGAUGAUGGCCUCCUCCUUGCCCCUGGUCACCACUGGGCUGCGCCAUCCUCCGCAGCAGCAGUCGCCGAGGGUGGUCCUGCAGAGCGAGGACCCGACCGAGUGGUGCGCGUGGGCGCACCAGGGGCACCGCCUGUGGGUGGCCAUGCCGGACUCCUUCUGGGUGUACACGUACAAGGUGGACCGGUGCCCGUUCCGGGGCAACCACGUGUGGACGACGUGCCCGUACGCGCACUGGGGGGAGCGCGCGCGCCGCCGCGACCCCAGCCGCUACGCGUACGCCGCCGCGACGUGCCCGGACUACGCCGACUCCAAGCGCCGGAACCGCCUGGCCGGGUCCACCGCGCCCCCCACCUGCGCGCGCGGCCUCCGCUGCGGCUUCGCGCACGGCGUCUUCGAGACGUGGCUGCACCCCACCAGGUUCCGCACCCGCAUGUGCGAGGCCGGCGCCGGGUGCAGCCGCCGGGUCUGCUUCUUCGCGCACUGCCUCGCGCAGCGCAGGCGCGAGGACGACCUGGUCCUGCCGCUCGUCGUCUUCCCCGCCAUCACCAUGCCGCCCCCGCUACCGCUACCGCUGCCGCUGCCGCCGCUGGCCUUCGUUGUCCCGAACAACCCGCUGCCGCCCGUACCACCCGCCCUCCCCUGCCCCCGCUCGGUCUCGGUCGUCGCCCAUCAGGUUGAUCGCGUCACGCAGGCCAUGCAGCAGGGCCGCAGCGUGCGCCUGCUUACGCGCGCCGAUGCCGAUGCCGCUUCGUCGUCGUCGUCGUAUUUUUCCUCCUCCCGUGCCCCUGCUAGUAAUGCUGCUGUGGCCACGGCGCCGGGCGACGACGAGGAUAUCGACAUCGUCGCCAUUGUCACCGGCUGCUGCCUCGCCUCCGAGGAAGAAUCUAAGGCUGCCGGCGGCGGCGACUACCCGCACUUGGACCUCAACCUCAUCAUGGACAUCGUGAGGAUGAACUAGAUAGCUACAAAUUAAAGAUAUACCUGCCAGUGCAUGGCGUCCAUGCGUGCGCUUGGAUGGUUCGGCGCCGCGACAGGUGGAGGAGGCGCCGCCGAAAGGAGGGACGGGACGCCAGCCGCAGCAGCAAGCAUCAUCGCCUCGUGCCCCUAGCUAGCUAGUAUACACUGGCACGGCAGUAUCGUAUAAUACAUAUUAUUAUACUAGUAUAAUGUAAGGUGUCAUGUCCUUUAUUUUGAACUUAACUGGAUUAGUACCAGAUGGAGUUUUGGACAUGUAUUGUGGUGUUGGAUCCGUCUAGCUAUAUAUGUGAUGGAUCUAUAUAUGUGUCUGUAGCUAUUUGUGGGCUUGUAUGAAUUUUGUGGAAUGAUGAAUAAUAUGUGAAUUAACAAAU
Zea mays is the source of this 1558-nucleotide messenger RNA. Its product is annotated as Zinc finger CCCH domain-containing protein 54. The record is from RefSeq and is marked predicted. NCBI's taxonomy places the organism in Eukaryota, Viridiplantae, Streptophyta, Magnoliopsida, Poales, Poaceae.